GCUUGCAGUCAGGGUGCACGUUUACUUGAAACAGACUGCAUUUCCUGCUUCGUGGCUGGUCAGGUUGACUCUUUAAGACUAGUGAAUAUUUCUUUUUUAAUGUCUGUAAUGCCUUUUCAAAUUUAUUUUUUAUUAUUUUUUUUUUUUGAGAUUGAGUAGGGAAGAGAUCUGUUGAAAUUCUGGCUGGGUAAGUGGGGGAUUAUCAGAAAUGAGAAAAGGGGAAGGAAACAGACUUGGAAGCCGGAGAGCAAAGCAGCAGCCCCAGGCCCGGGUACCCUCCGCCGCCGCUACCCCUGGCCGGCGACCUCCCGCGGAGACCCCAGGCGGCCGCAUCAAUAUUUGAUCGGCCCUUCGCUCGCGGGUUGCCGGCACUCGCCGGCGGGGCUCGCCAGACAUCGCCCGCGUUGCGCUGAAGCCGGCGCCCAGGCCCGCAGGGGCUUUGGAAGGACCCGUUCUUCGCUCGCCCCCUCGCCAGGGAGGCUCUGCUUGGUGGCAGGGGCGCGGCGCCCACCAUGCGGGACUGCCCGCGGCUCGCGCUGCUUUGCGCUCUGCUACCCUGGCUCUUGCGGGCGGCGGCUCCCCGGCGACCCGCGCCACCCCUCCCGGUCCGCGACCCCCGCGACCCCGCUAGGGGCGCCGAUUUCGAUCGAGUCUACAGCGGGGUGGUGAGCCUCAGCACCGAGAACAUCUACUCCUUCAACUACACCAGCCAGCCUGGCCAGGUGAAUGCUGUGCGGGUGUAUGUGAAUAGUUCCUCCGAGAACCUCGACUACCCAGUCCUCGUCGUGGUUCGUCAGCAGAAAGGGGUGCUGUCCUGGCAGGUUCCUCUGCUCUUCCAAGGACUAUACCAGAGGAGUUACAGCUACCAGGAAGUAAGCCGCACUUUGUGUCCCUCAGAAGCCACCAAUGAAACAGGACCUCUGGAGCAACUGAUAUUCGUAGACAUCGCAUCCAUGGCUCCACUGGGUGCCCAGUACAAACUGCUGGUUACCAGGAUCAAGCAUUUCCAGCUACAGACAAAUGUUGCCUUUCACUUCACUGCCAGCCCCUCUCAACCUCAGUAUUUUCUAUACAAGUUUCCUGAUGAUGUGGACUCAGUUAUUAUUAAAGUCAGGUCUGAAAUGGCUUAUCCAUGUUCUGUUGUCUCCAUCCAGAAUAUCAUGUGCCCAGUGUAUGAUCUCGACCACAAUGUGGAAUUUAACGGUGUCUAUCAGUCCAUGACCAAGAAAGCUGCCAUCACACUACAGAAGAAGGAUUUUCCAGGGGAGCAGUUCUUCGUGGUGUUUGUGAUAAAGCCCGAAGAUUAUACCUGUGGAGGAUCUUUCUUUAUCCAGGAAAAGGAGAACCAAACCUGGAAUCUACAACGAACAAAGAACCUUAAAGUGACCAUUGUUCCUUCCAUUAAAGGAUCUGUUUAUGUGAAAUCCAUCCUUCUCAGUUCCCUCAUCUUCUUCUCCUUCUACUUGGGAUGCCUGCUUAUUGCGUUUGUUCAUUAUAUCAGGUUUCAAAGAAAACCCAUCGAUAGAAGCUUCGGUUCCAGCGAUGGCUCUGGAAAUAUGGCGGUGUCACAUCCCAUUGCUGCCGGCACCCCUGAAGGAAGCAAUUACGGGGCAAUAGAGGAGUCCAGCUCCAGUCCUGGCAGGCAGAUGUCCUCCUCCGAUGGUGGGCAGACAUGCCAGUCAGACACAGACAGCUCCGUGGAGGAGAGUGACUUCGACACCAUGCCAGACAUCGAGAGUGAUAAGAACGUCAUCCGGACCAAGAUGUUCCUUUACCUGUCAGAUCUGUCCAGGAAGGACCGGAGAAUUGUCAGCAAAAAAUACAAGAUUUAUUUUUGGAACAUCAUCACCAUAGCUGUGUUUUAUGCACUGCCUGUGAUCCAGCUGGUCAUCACCUACCAGACAGUGGCGAAUGUCACUGGCAAUCAGGACAUCUGCUACUACAACUUCCUCUGUGCUCACCCUCUGGGCGUCCUGAGUGCCUUCAACAACAUUCUCAGUAACCUGGGCCACGUGCUCCUGGGCUUCCUCUUCCUGCUGAUAGUCUUGCGCCGGGACAUUCUCCAUUGCAGAGCCCUGGAAGCCAAGGACAUCUUUGCCAUGGAGUAUGGGAUUCCUAAACACUUUGGUGUUUUCUAUGCAAUGGGCAUCGCACUGAUGAUGGAAGGAGUGCUCAGUGCUUGUUACCACGUCUGCCCUAAUUACUCCAACUUCCAAUUCGACACCUCCUUCAUGUACAUGAUCGCGGGGCUCUGCAUGCUGAAGCUCUACCAGACGCGCCACCCGGACAUCAAUGCCAGCGCCUACGCGGCCUACGCCUCCUUCGCGGCUGUCAUCACGCUCACCGUCCUCGGAGUGGUGUUUGGAAAAAAUGACCUGUGGUUCUGGGUCAUCUUCUCUGCGAUCCAUAUCCUGGCGUCCCUGGCCCUCAGCACCCAGAUCUACUACAUGGGCCGUUUCAAGAUAGAUGUGUCUGAUACAGACUUGGGGAUUUUCCGACGGGUCGCGAUGGUGUUCUACACGGACUUCGUCCAGCAGUGCAGCCGGCCACUGUACAUGGACAGAAUGGUGCUGCUCGUCGUGGGGAAUCUGGUUAACUGGUCCUUCGCGCUCUUUGGACUCAUCUAUCGGCCCAGGGACUUCGCUUCCUACAUGCUGGGCAUCUUCAUCUGCAACCUGCUGCUCUACCUGGCCUUUUACAUCAUCAUGAAGCUCCGCAGCUCCGAGAAGCUCCUCCCGAUCCCGCUCUUCUGUAUCGUGGCCACUGCUGGGAUGUGGGCCGCCUCCCUGUACUUUUUCUUCCAGAAUCUCAGCAGCUGGGAGGGCACCCCAGCUGAAUCCCGGGAGAAGAACCGGGAGUGUAUCCUACUGGAUUUCUUUGACGACCAUGACAUCUGGCACUUCCUCUCUGCCACUGCCCUGUUUUUCUCAUUCUUGAGACUUUUCCAAAUUAAAAGUGCUUGGUGCCUGGACACGGAUUCUGCGGGCAAGUAACAUCGCGGCGGGACCUGCGCUCCCAGCCCUGCCCGGGGUGCGCGCGCUGCCCCGCACAAACUCGAGAGUGGAGCGGGGCUGUCCCCUCGUGGCCAGCUGGGGAAGUUCAACAAUCCGCCUGAACCUCGCUCCUCGUGACUUUUGUUUCUGAUAAACAUUUUCAUUAGAGAGACAAAGACAACAAAAGUGGAAUGAAAGUUCCCACGUGAAGAGAGUGGUGGUAGAGGGAACUAAAAAUGAAGGAGGCGUGUGCAUUUCUUGUGUAGCAACAGUCUAUGCAAAAAGACUUCCUUUCCUCUAGAUCGUCAGCCCAAUGUCCCCUUCUAAGUGAUGACUUCUCUGGCCACCGUAUCAGCGCUUUUUUACCUUUCCCCACCGCAUACUUCCUGCGUUUCCUCCAUAGUUCAAUUUUCGUUACUGUUUUUAUUACAUAUUAUUACCUAGUACACUGUACUUAGCACAUCUCACUAGCGUGCUAUCCUGUACUCACGGGUCGGCUUCAUGUCUGAAGCUGUCUCUCAAAUGUAAGGUCCAGAAGGGUAGGGAGUUUUGUCUCUUGUGUUUCAAACUAUAUGUCUGGCAUUUAGAAUAGCACAUCAUAGACCCUUGAUAAACACUUGAAUGAAUUAAUAAAUGCACCAUGUAAUCCUAGUAAUUGCUGGUAGAGAGCGAUGCAUUGCAGAGAGCCGUAGGGGACAGAAAGGCAAGGAAGGGCGCUGUCUCCUCAGCCUGCGUGAGCCUCGGAGACAAAGUAGGGGUUUACCAUGGCUAUGACUGUGCAUCCCCUUCACCUCUCUGCCUCUCUCGCUCCAGGUUUUGUUAACCCUGGAUGAUGACCUGGAUGUGGUCCGGAGAGACCAGAUCCCUGUCUUCUGAGCCUCCAGCUUUAAGAGAGGGGGAGGGAGCAGUUGAUCUUGGUGCUGUUUCAUGAAAAUACAGGGACUGCAGCAAAGUCACCACUGCCAAAUGCUCCACUCCCCCUCUGUCAAGUCAACUCUGCGUGCGUUCCCACAGGAAGGAGAGGGGCUGGAGGGACACUCAAGCCUGCAAGAAGGGAGGCAGAGGGGAAGCCACGGUACGGCCAGUGGCAACCCUGAAGAGUCGGGAGACUCCCAUCCCCUGCAGUUUGCAGCCUUGAGCUAGAUGUGGACAAAAGCUGCAUCAAAGUCAAAUCACUGUCUCGGGACCCCUCCCACCCUCCCCCGAGAUUUGCCAGCAAGGGCAGAGCGACGCUGCACUUUUUGUCCAGCUGCUCCAGGCCCAGAGAGGCCAGCAGCUCGGGUCUCCUGCCCAGACACCUUAGGUGGGUCCCCUCUGCACCUCCACAACCUGCUGCUCCAGACACCCCAGGGCACCUGCUCGGUCCCCCGAGGCCCAGGGAUCUGAACCCAACCCCCCUACCCAACUGGGAUAGAUAUUUUAGUAGGACCAGCUAGUCACCUCCUUGGAAGGGAUGCUGUAGAGUCCCCCAGGUUCCUGACCCCAUUAGAAGGUCUCUGGGUUGGGCUUUGUCACACACUUAUCCUCACAGGUCACUGUCUCUGGGACCAAGGCCUGGGUGCUUACCUACUUCUUAGUGUCUUCAUCUCACCGCUGAGUGUUGACCCCACAACUCAGGCUCCUUUUUCUUGGUAAGGCCCUGUUACCCCACCAGCUGCAAGGCAGAAGGGGAAACAGGAAAACUCUUCUAGCAGCAGAAGUGAGAGCAACAACUGACAGGGCUGAGAGACUGGUGGCAUCAGCAUCAAGCAAACAGACCUCACUCUAAGGAUGUGGGCUCCUGGGGCAAAUGCAGCAAAGGCGAAAUUGCUUCCUCGUGCCUCCAAUUCAGACGGCUCAAUUCUGUGCCCAUAUCACCUGUGGGGAAUAAAGAAUUGCUCUAACCAGGGGCACAGCACUGGGGGUCCUCCACCACCGACCAAGCCCCCUACCUUCCCUUUAUACAGAUCAGGGGCUCCAGAUUUUCUCCCUGAAGUUCUCCAGAAGUAACUCUCGGGGUGAACACAUUUUUCUCAUCUUCCUGAGCUGUGAAGAGCAAGCCAACUGAGGAUUGUCUUUUGGUUGCACCUGAUUCUCAUUCUUUCCCCAGUAAGGUGUUGCAAAGCUCAGCGUCCCACUUCUCUCACACCGUCUGGCAAUUCUUUUUUUUUUUUUAAUUUUAUUUUAUUAUAUUAUGUUAAUCACCAUACAGUACAUCCCCAGAUUCCAAUGUAAAGUUUGCUCCUGACGAGCCCCAUGUGGACCAAGCACCCUCAUUACCUGGAGUGAGAGGCAAUCAGAAAAUAGACAUACAAAUGUGUACCCCAUAUAUAUUUGCCUGUGAAACUGAAGUCACCUGUCACCUCUGCUUUCCCGAUCAUUCGAGAAAUGGAUAAUAUUUUUUAAAAUAUUAUUCUGUCUCUAAAAUAUUUGCAUAAUGUUCAAAAUCACAUUUUGGAAGUUUGAAAGGUUUAAAAAUGCAAUGAUGCUUUUAAUGACACUUUUUGUGAUUUGUUUUUCUAAAAUGCCCCCAAAUUCAUAUUUGGUUUCCUGCUAUUCUUUAUUCCUUAAAACCUGUUGGCUUCCAUGGACCCCAUGAAGGCUACCUAUUAAAUGGUGGUGUUAGUCUAACAUCUUAAACAAAUGUCAAAUCUGUUUAACUAUAGCAUAUUUGAUCUAAUUGUUUUAUUUGAAUGCACUGAUGGUUUCAAAUUAAAAAAAAAAAAAGAUGCACUAAGGCAAUGUGGAUAAAGUCUGUUCGAGUGGCCCUGUGGUCCAAAGUGAAUAAAUUGUGAGAUGCA
Ailuropoda melanoleuca (giant panda) is the source of this 5773-nucleotide messenger RNA. RefSeq names its product SID1 transmembrane family member 1 (gene SIDT1). The record is from RefSeq and is a predicted model, not a curated record. The transcript is spliced from 26 exons. Bases 513 to 2993 code for a protein of 826 amino acids. Gene Ontology annotation, biological process: RNA transport. Gene Ontology annotation, molecular function: double-stranded RNA binding; RNA transmembrane transporter activity. NCBI's taxonomy places the organism in Eukaryota, Metazoa, Chordata, Mammalia, Carnivora, Ursidae. Gene Ontology annotation, cellular component: plasma membrane; lysosome.